Messenger RNA from Chiloscyllium plagiosum (whitespotted bambooshark), 8587 nucleotides. RefSeq names its product solute carrier family 8 member 3 (gene slc8a3). The record is from RefSeq and is a predicted model, not a curated record. Gene Ontology annotation, biological process: sodium ion transmembrane transport; cell communication; calcium ion import across plasma membrane. Lineage: Eukaryota; Metazoa; Chordata; Chondrichthyes; Orectolobiformes; Hemiscylliidae. Gene Ontology annotation, cellular component: postsynapse; axon; sarcolemma. Gene Ontology annotation, molecular function: calcium:sodium antiporter activity.
UUCUCACACACACAGGCUGUCACCGCAGUGAGGUUGUAUUCGGACAAGUCUUUUACCACCCACCAGGAUCGACUCUCACCCUUGGUCCAGCAGGAGAUGGAGCUGGCUGUCCAGCAGAGUCCCAGCAACCACACAGCCCCAUCGGGAGCUGCAGCGUGUUCUGGUUUUUAGUGAGUCAGGCAAGUAGGUCUCAAGCAGAGCAUCUGGAUAGUUAACUUAAUACUAGAGAAUACAGUGUGGACUGUUAAAACAAAUCCAGUCUGUGUGUGUGGAUAAAGGAACCAACCAGAUUGUGCAGCGGAGCCACCUUUGGCUUGGAAGAUCGACUUUGAUUCACAGAGGGCGUUGGGAGUGAACCUGUUUGCAUGGCGUGGUUUAGGUUGCAGACGUUCAUGUCGUUUUGCCUGCAUUUGGGCCUCUUGGCAGUCAUACUGCUGAUGCAGCCUCCUCGUGUAGACGCGGAUGCACCCGGCCCAACAAGUUCCCCAAAGCAAAACAAAUCCUGCGUGGGCAGCUAUGAAUGCAAGCAAGGUGUCAUAUUGCCAAUAUGGUACCCAGAAGACCCGUCCCUGGGCGAUAAGAUUGCCCGGGUGAUAGUUUAUUUUGUGGCGCUGAUCUACAUGUUCUUGGGGGUCUCCAUUAUCGCCGAUCGCUUUAUGGCAUCGAUCGAAGUGAUUACAUCGCAGGAGAAGGAAAUCACCAUUAAUAAGCCGAACGGAGAGACGUCCACCACCCUGGUUCGCAUCUGGAACGACACCGUGUCCAACCUGACCCUCAUGGCUCUGGGCUCGUCGGCUCCGGAAAUCAUGCUCUCCCUGAUCGAGGUGUGCGGCCACGGGUUUAAAGCGGGCGAUCUGGGCCCCAGCACGAUCGUGGGCAGCGCCGCCUUCAACAUGUUCAUCAUCAUCGCCAUCUGUGUGUACGCUAUUCCCGACGGCGAGAGCCGCAGGAUCAAGCACCUGCGCGUGUUCUUCGUCACGGCGGCCUGGAGCAUCUUCGCCUACAUCUGGCUGUACAUGAUCCUCGCCGUCAUCUCGCCGGGCGUGGUGCAGGUCUGGGAGGGGCUGGUCACCUUCCUCUUCUUCCCGGUCUGCGUGCUGCUCGCGUGGACGGCAGACCGCCGCCUGCUCUUCUACAAGUACCUGCACAAGCGGUACCGCACCAGCAAGAGCAGGGGCCUGGUCAUCGAGACCGAGGGGGAGCCGCCCAAAGGCAUCGAGCUGGACGGCAAGCUGGUGAACUCGCACGUCCUCGACGGCGUGCUGGUGGGCCUGGAGGGGAAGGAGGUGGACGAGUCCCGCAAGGAGAUGAUCCGCAUCCUCAAGGAGCUGAAGCAGAAGCACCCCGAGAAAGAGCUGGACCAGCUGGUGGAGAUGGCCAACUACCACGCGCUGUCCCACCAGCAGAAGAGCCGGGCCUUCUACCGCAUCCAGGCCACCCGCAUGAUGACCGGGGCGGGCAACAUCCUCAAGAAGCACGCCGCCGAGCAGGCCAAGAGGAGCGCCAGCCUGCACGAAGUCAGGGCGGACACACCCGAAGACCUGUGCUCCCAGGUCUACUUCGAGCCGUGCGCCUACCAGUGCCUGGAGAACUGCGGGGCCGUCUCGCUGACCGUGGUGCGCAAAGGGGGCGACACCUCCAGGACCCUGGUGGUGGACUACAAGACGGAGGACGGCUCGGCCAACGCGGGCGCCGACUACGAGUUCAGCGAGGGCACGGUCGUCUUCAAGCCGGGCGAAACGCAGAAGGAGAUCACCGUCGGCAUCAUCGACGACGACAUCUUUGAGGAGGACGAGCACUUCUUCGUGCGCCUGAACAACAUCAGAGUGCUGGAGCUGGAAGGUGCCCUGGAGCCGAAUAACGUGCCCUACCCCAAAGCUUUAAUCGUCUCCCCACUGAUUGCAACGGUGACUAUUUUAGAUGAUGACCACGCUGGGAUCUUCACCUUUGAGAGUGAUGUGGUCCAUGUGAGUGAGAGCAUCGGUGUGAUGGAGGUGAAAGUGCUAAGAACAUCUGGGGCACGCGGGACAGUCAUUGUGCCCUUUAGAACAAUAGAAGGGACGGCUAAAGGAGGCGGAGAAGACUUUGAGGACACUUAUGGAGAACUGGAAUUUAAAAAUGACGAGACUCUCAAAAGAGCUCAGAUCAAAAUAAUUGAUGAUGAGGAAUAUGAAAAAAACAAGAGUUUCUUCAUUGAGCUGACGGACCCACGCAUGGUGGAUAUGAGUUCACAGAAAGCGCUCUUACUGGCACAGGAGGACUCUGGUCGGAAGCUGUCAAUCGAAGAAGAGGAGGCAAAACGGAUUGCAGAAAUGGGAAAACCCAUUCUGGGGGAGCAUCCAAAAUUGGAGGUCAUCAUUGAAGAAUCCUAUGAAUUCAAGAGCACAGUGGACAAGCUAAUAAAGAAAACGAACCUAGCACUCGUGGUAGGAACACAUUCCUGGCGGGAUCAGUUCAUGGAGGCCAUCACAGUCAGUGCUGGUGAUGAAGAGGAUGAAGACACAGGAGAGGAGAGACUGCCCUCAUGUUUUGACUAUGUGAUGCAUUUUCUGACCGUCUUUUGGAAGGUUCUGUUUGCCUGUGUACCUCCUACUGAAUACUGGAAUGGAUGGGCCUGCUUUGUCACGUCCAUUCUCAUCAUUGGCCUCCUAACAGCCAUCAUUGGUGAUCUGGCCUCUCAUUUUGGCUGCACCAUUGGUCUGAAGGAUUCCGUUACAGCUGUGGUAUUUGUAGCUCUCGGCACUUCAGUACCAGACACCUUCGCCAGCAAAGUAGCAGCCGCCCAGGAUCACUAUGCCGACGCCUCCAUUGGGAACGUCACCGGCAGCAACGCAGUCAAUGUUUUCCUGGGCAUUGGAUUGGCAUGGUCCGUGGCUGCCAUCUACUGGGCGUCCCAGGGCAAGGAAUUCCAAGUCGAUGCCGGCACCCUGGCUUUCUCUGUCACCCUCUUCACCAUCUUUGCUUUCGUCAGCAUCGGCAUCCUGCUGUACAGGCGGCGGCCGCACAUCGGGGGAGAGCUGGGUGGUCCGUGGGGACCCCGAGUCAUCACUGCCAUGUUGUUCGGGGGAUUAUGGUUACUGUACAUUCUGUUUUCUUCGUUGGAGGCUUACUGCUACAUCAAGGGGUUCUAAAGCAACAGAAGGCCUCCGCUACGCCCCAAAGAGACACAUACCCCCUUGAAUCUCUUCAAACACAAUGCAAUACUCGCCAACAAUAUUCCACUCUUUAAGGGAAAACAGAAUUACUGGAGAUGAUCCCAUUGAAGAGGGCAGUGUACGUCCUACAAAUAAAAUGAAAAGAACAGAAGGCAUUUUGUCAAGGACUGUCCUGUAUCUUCAUCAAGCACUCCUGAGCUUUCUUGCCUUACAGAAGGGUUUUUAUUAAACUACAAAGGGGGGAGGGUGGGAAGGAGGUAUUUGGAUGCUGCUGGGACGGAGUUGGAUGAAGGUUUGCCUAAUCAAAGAGCCAGUUAUAAGCAGAACGCAUACAGUGGUGAGGACUGCCCUUCUUCAGUGGAAAAGCCUGCUGCGUGUCAUCCAAAGUAAUUAUUAUGUCCAGUCCUUGCUGCUGAGAGCUAAUCCAUCCAGACAGAGAGAAAAAAACAUCAUGUUUCACAGAAGGAACUGGGCAAUGGUGCUUAGGUACAGCACGACUGGCAGUUUGAAAACAAAACAUGCCUGUUGCAAAGACGCCCUCUAAUUUGAUUACAUGUCGUGUAAAUUUUGGAAACCGGUUUUUACGUGUCAGUAACAUAUUGGGAAUUUGCUUGUGUUGUCACGAGUUGGAAAGAAUUAAAGCACUUAUGGGGAAGGGGUGUUCCAGGAAAAGAUCAACUCAUCUCUCUUCAGAAAACGUGUUUGGUUCUUUUUUUGAACGGCAUGUUUAACAAAACCAAUGGCCGGGGGUUACCUUGUAAAUACUGUCACAUCAUUUUAACUCACCCUCACAUGCAGCUGAAAGGAAAUGUCAUUCAGAGUCUUAAAGUAUUGCUUCCGGGAGAUGCAUUAAUAAUGGAUCUCAAGCAUGUGAACAGGAGAAGGCCAUUCAGUCCCUCAAGCCUGACAUGCUGCUGGGUAUGAUGGUGGCUGAUUGGCAUCUUAAAAAUGAUCGCAGGAUUGCUGUAGGGGUGUCAGGGAGAGGUGACAGCAUUGAUGGGGUUGGGAGAACUGUACCACAUUUUGUGCAUCACAGUGACUCAUUGUCCACAGAGUCAGACAAUAAGAGAACAGUCGUACGACUUUCUGAGAGUAACGUUGCAAACAAUUUGGAAACGAGUCUACUUUGAAAUGUUUAUUGACGUAACACAGCCACUUUCUAUAUAACGGCACGUAGAAUUGCCUGGUCGAAGGGGGCUGCAUUCUCUAUAGUCUAAGCAGCACAUAACAUUAGAGUUGUUGAGUGCAUCACAUACUGUAAAUAUUUGACCAGAAUACAUUCUAUGCUUACCACACUUGGAGACAGCAGGGACCCAGUGGCAAAAUUACGAAAAUCAAGCCCUUGCUUCUAGCAACCAUAACAUAACUUGAGGAGGAUAUUCUUAACCCAGAGGUGACUUGUUGUGACAAUGAGAUCUUAAGGACCUGGGCAAUAAUAGUUGGAGAGUGAAGUGAGAGGGAAUAUAGUUUGAAAGCAGAAUCUCUGGGUUAAUCAAAGAAGUAGCUGGAUAUUCAAAAGUGCUCUUAUAUUUCCUGCUGCUAGUGACUUGUGUACCCUCUAGCUGCAUCUAAUGCUUUUCUUUUCAAUGGAAAAAUAAAAGCUGGUCCUAUAAGAGUAGAGAUUUUUUUUGACAGGCAUCCACCAUGUUGUAGCCAGUCUGUGUAGCCAAGUUCCUGGUGACGAUUUCAUAGGAUUGUUGGUUUUGUCCAAAGUAUUAGACCUUUUUUUUUAUCAGAGGAAGUCUGCAUGGAUAAUUUCAUCAUAUUUGUGUGCAUUUCAUUUUUUCUGAUUAGAAAAGAUUUGUGUAAACAUUAUGAAAAAAAUGCAAUUGUCAAAAAAAAAUUUUGAAUAACUUUGUUUUCUUGUUCGUUAAACCUGCUCUGAAUGUUGGUGUGACUAUCUCUGACUACAAUUCACUGAUGGGUUGCUUUGGUUUAGUUGUUCACUCAUCCUUACAGUAGUUUUUUUUGUCCACUAUGCUCAGGGUAACUUUAUAGUGAACAUAGUGAUGUGGACUAGAAGAUUGGGAAAAGAUCCCAACCUUGAUAGAGAACCAACCUCUCUAGCCAAUCAGUUGAGAGUACAGGCAGUCCCCGGGUUAGAAACAGAUCCCAUUGCUAAGUACAUUUGUAAGUCCAUUUGUACACAAGUCGGAACACAAUGUAGUACUAUAUAAAAGAGCCAUUUGAAGGUACGAGCAAAUGUUGGUAUGUUGGAUCUUUAAGAUGAAUAUUAAUAUGGGAUCUCAUUCGUAAGCAUUUGUUAAGUCAGACAUUCAUAAACUGGAGACUUCCUGUAGUCUGCCCAUGGUUGUGAUUGAUUUCACAGAAUAGAUGCAAGUUAAGGUCAAGUUAAAGGUGAGUGAUGAGGCAAUAAUAGUGUAUUUAAAGUCUGAGGCCAGUUCACCAGACAAAGUCCUCAUCACCAUCAAAUAGAGUGGCGGCUGUGUCGUUAGACUUUGAAACAGUGGUUCAAGUAUUGUGAAGAAAUCCAAGCAUGACUUUCUUUUAAAAACAAUGUAUUGCAAAGAAAAGCCUUGAGGUAAACUAUUACUUUGAUUCUUCAGUUCCAACUUGCCCACUCCCUCACCAAAACCCCAAAGGUAUGAAUGAAAUUGUUGAUAAUUGUGAGAUUUAUAGCUUUGAUCUGUUCACACAGAGAGAUUGCAGCACCAAAAUACAGUAAACGAUGAUGAUUAUGAAGGCCUUACAUGAUCUGGCUGAUGGAGGUUGGCCAGGCCUAGUAAGUUCUCCUUGAACUAGUAACAAAUUUAAUGAUAGGAGGUCCUUCUAUAUCAUGAACAGUCACAGUCUACAUAUAAUUUUGUCUGAGUACCACCGACAAAGUUAAUGUUUGUUGCCCAUUCUUAAUUGUCCUUGAAUUGAGUGGUUUUACAGGUUUUUGUAGAGGCAGUUACAAAUCAAUCAUGUUGCUGUGGGUCUGGAGUCACCAAGAGACUAGACAACUUAAGAGUUUACUUCUUUAAAGGCCAUCAGUUGAAUGAAAUGAAUUUUUACAGAUCUUUAAAAAUAAAAUGAGCUACUGUGAUAGCGCAGUCAUCAUAUGCAUCAGCUUAUUUCAAAUGUUCCCAGAAUUUGUACCCAUUACCCCCAAUGGCGUAGUUCAUAGAUUUAAAUUACUUGGCCAGUGAAAUUACUGCUAUGAUAAUGUUUUCUCUAACUUCAAUGCACAAAACUGCUUCAUGCAAUGGUUACUAUUUAAAGCCUGAUUUUGCACAUGAUUGAAACCCCCAUUUUAAUCAAAUACUCCAACACCAAGGCUGAGGAGUUCACUCAGGUGAACUGUUGGGUUUCUUAGGGACACAGUGUUAGCAACACAUGGUCAGUUGGGGAGGUCUGACAAGGUCUGUUUUUUAAGCCUCAGGUUUCAUCAUAAUGGCUUUACGGUAGAAGCAUACAUUGUUUAGUGCUCCAGUUACCAGCUAUGAGAGCAGGUUGAUUUGUGGAAGCCUGACAGAAGAUUGGUAGGGUGUUGGCUCAGGUCUCCGACCAAGGUUCGGGGAGCAAUAGGCUGUUAAGAUCACAGCACCCUGGAGUAACACUCAGCUGUCAGGCCCAGAUAUGCUGACGGGGGGAUGGAUAUCAGGUAGAAAGAUUGCAGACCACAGGAAAACUGUCGGCAAGUUCAGGCAGGAAGAUGGCAGAUCUUGGCAAUAAUGCAGGGGAAUUGAUAGAGCCUGGAAACAGGGAUUGGGAAUGUGGUUGAAAAUCUCUGGAUUCACAGUGACCUGAUUCUGGUAGAUGCUAACCUGUUUCUCACGUCAGUGAUGCUCAGUGUUGCUUUUUCCCUGUUGACAUUCAGCACUGGCAUGGCUGCCUCAGGGCAAACCAAAGAUGCGAUAGGAUCAAUUGAAGCAGGUGAUAGCCCUUAGUUGCAUGUGCAAGCAAAUGGGAAGCUCUUUCAGGCAUGGGUGAAGGAAACCUCUUCGCAAACAUGAUUCAUGGUCGAGAUGUGUGGGUGCAUAUCAGACAACAGUUUGAUCCCCAAGCAAGGGGUGCUGCCUUAUUGUCAUGCUGCAUCCAGGUUUGCACACUAAGGUCAUGAAGGGAAUUCAGUUUAAUGUCUUUGCACAAGAGGGAUCCCUUAUUAGUUAACUCUUAAUACAGACUAGAUCAUGGUCAAUUAUCCUGUAUAUUUGCUCCAGCCAAACUCUUUCACAAUGUGAUUUACCCACUUGAUACUCCUUAUAAACGAUGCUUUUAAUGGCAAGUGAUUUCUGUAGAGUCACUUAAUGAACAGGGGCUCUUUAUACACACUGUAUUAACUUCCUAUAGGCAACUCUUUAUCCUGGAGGAACCAUUGAGCACGGUAACACUAUACAUUGAUAUUGGAAUGAUGAUUACAAAGUUUCAACCUCAUUUCAGAAGCAAAUAUAGGAUAAUCCUGAGAAUCCUUGAGAAAGUAACUGCCACAGUGCUUAUUAAUUGAUCUUGGAAAUGUUGACUCAAUUCUCUGCAGCAAAACGUGUAGCUUUUACACCACUUUCUGAUGCUGGGUGGGUGAUGUGAUCUUGACUGUGCAAUAAUGUGAAAUGGGUAAUAAUGAGUCACUGGCCUGUUUUACAUCUCUCACAAUUUUAAUUUCCAUCAGCUUCAACACUGGGAAAUUAAACACGUUUCCAAUUCAUAUCACUUUUUUUUUUAAACACUGUCUCAUGAAGUCCCAUUUUUAUCCCUACUGGUGCCUGUCUCUUCAAAAAUGUGUAUAUGAAUCAUCAUUAUUACCCUUGUAAUGCUCAGGAAAAUUGUUUAAAACGUUUGAGAUUUUGUGGGCUUAUCUGCAAUAGUUUCAGCAUUGAAGGCCAUUGAUGAAUAGAAACCAAGUUUAAAAACUAGGCAGUGAAACAAAACACCUGCAGCAUACAAACAUUUUUUUUCUGACCUAUUGUUCAUGCAAACAAAAAGAACACAGUCGUUUUGAUUCACAAACUGACCACGUUCGACUUAGAGACCACCCUGUGGGUAUUGGUAUCUGUAACCUUCAAUCCUCUAUGCGUAGCCUUGCAUGCCUUGCAUGGUGCAUUGACUGGAAUUGUUUAAUUAUUUAUUUUGUUUCACUGUUGUCUUUCUGUUUUAUUCUUUCCUAAUUUAUUUUCAUUCUUUUACUACAUCGAAGAGAUUCUGUACACGAUGCCAUAUGUGACACAGCUCCUGAAAAUGUUUCCAUUUGCGAUUAUGCAUAGUGUACUUGAUGAUUGUGGCUAGAUUUGUUAAAAGGCAGCUUGCUCACCAUGAAGUACUUCAGUGGGAAACCAACUUCAGGAAGACUCUAGGUAGACAGGUAAUAAUCACACUGCCUGUUCACCCAGAGCCCAUUGGUGUAAACACCCCAGACUUGCAUACAGAGUUGCUUUGUACAGUAACCUGAAGGGAAAAUGUGUGAACAUUUACAAUAAAAGUCUGAAAACUAU